Scatophagus argus is the source of this 4659-nucleotide messenger RNA. RefSeq names its product trafficking protein particle complex subunit 12 (gene trappc12). The record is from RefSeq and is a predicted model, not a curated record. Gene Ontology annotation, molecular function: protein binding. The transcript has 12 exons. NCBI's taxonomy places the organism in Eukaryota, Metazoa, Chordata, Actinopteri, Scatophagidae. Gene Ontology annotation, cellular component: TRAPP complex; Golgi apparatus. The coding region runs from base 153 to 2633 and encodes 826 amino acids.
UAAUCGUAUUUGAAUUUCAGUUUUUUGUUUGUUGUCUGUCAUUGCGUAGUGAUGUGGGUAACACGGUAUUAUGGUCCAUAUUUUUAAAGCGUGGGCAACCAUAAGUGAAGCCUGUAUCUAACAUUUUCAACGCUGCUGUUCAGAGCAGUAGGAUGGAUAGUGGGGAGGCUCCUGCUCAGCGGCCAGUCACCUUGGGCAUCACAGUGGACGAUGUAACCACAGAAGUCCCAGACCCUCCGGAACAAAUCACGGGUCAGACCCCUUCCAGAGACAACGUUAUUCCACAGGUAGACAGCAUUGACCUUGGUGUGGAGUUUGCCACUCCCCAGGAGGAUAGCAGUGCUACACCUUCAGAGAGCCUGAUGGACAAGUUGAAUGAUCAGAUGAUGGAGAGCGUCAUGAUUUCUGACUCCCCUAAUAACAGUGAGGAGGAUGAUGUAGCUCCCAUUGACUCUUUUCUGGAUGGAGGAGAGGAAGAGGAGAAUGUACGAGAGCCUUCAGGUGACAAAGAGGAACAAAAUGAAACUGGACAGAACACACCUGAGAUUAAAGCUUCAGUGGAGGAACAGGAGAGAGCUAGUCCUGAGGAGAAAGUGAAAGAGCACACAAAGGAGCAGACAGAUUUACAAGAGCAAGUCUCAGCCUGUGUUUCACCACAAGGUGACAUACAGAGUCCAUCAGACCUUAAAACUGAGCAACCAGCACCACAAGAAGCUAAAGGUAUUAGCCCAAAAGAUGAGCCUGUACCUGUGUGCACCAUAUUUAGCCAGGGCACCCAGCCUAAGUCUCUGGUGCCUGACGGCUUCCAGCCCACUCUCAUCAAGUCUCCCAGCUUCAGCAUGGGGAGUGGUGGGGGAAGCACUGAGGCAGUGACGCCUAGCAAGAUGACGGCCCCUCUUGUGUGCCAGCCCAGCCCCAGCCUCAGUAAGUUCUUCACUGACAACGGACAGGCCAACCCAGCCUCUGACUUCUUUGAUUCCUUUACAGCCCCUUCCAACUUCAUCUCUGUUUCAAACCCAAAUGCUGAGAUGCCCCCUGGCCCCAGCCCAGCGCCCAUAGCUCCCACCCCUGAACGUCAGCUCUCCUCCACCUCAUCCUCUAUAUCCACCCCAGGAGGACCUCUGGGCUCUGGUGCUCCCACUCCAAGCUCAGUGUUUGACCCUGCCCCUACUGAAUCCACUCCCAAGCCCCAACCUCCUCCACCCCAAGCAGUCCCACCUGCAGCUCAAGCCCCUGCCCCAGCCCCUCAGCCUCAGCCCUUCAACCAGCUCCAGGCUGUCUUCUCGGGCAGCGAUGACCCAUUUGCGACAGCGCUGAGCCUGAGUGAGGUGGACAGGCGCCAUGAUGCCUGGCUGCCAUCUGAGGAGACCAGGAAGGUGUUGAUCUCAGUGGCCACCCAGCAGCUUAACCCAAGCUAUGUUGAGACCAACCGACUCACCAUGCCUGGACUCAAGUUUGACAACCUGCAGGGCGACGCUGUAAAAGACCUAAUGCUUCGAUUCCUGGGAGAACAGGCAGCAAUGAAGCGUCAGGUCCUCACCGCCAACUCUGUGGAACAGUCCUUCGCUGGCCUCAAACAGCUUAUUAGCAGUAAGAACUGGCGGGCCGCGGUGGAUCUGACAGGCCGGCUGCUGACAGCUCAUGGUCAGGGAUAUGGAAAGGCCGGCCAGCCAAGCUCACACACCACCGAAUCUCUGCAGCUCUGGUUUGUGCGGCUGGCCCUCCUGACCAAACUGAACCUCUUCCAAAAUGCUGAGCUGGAGUUUGAGCCCUUUGUCAACCUGGAUCAACCAGACCUCUACUAUGAGUACUACCCCACUGUUUACCCUGGAAGAAGAGGCUCCAUGGUGCCAUUCUCCAUGCGGCUGCUGCAUGCUGAGCUUCCCCAGUACCUGACCAAGCCCCAGGAGGCUCUGGACCGCCUGCACAAUCUCAAAACUGUCUGCCUCGCUAUUCUGGAGAACUUGGAGAAAGGCAUGGCUGAGGAUGGCAGCAUGAUCACCCUAACACAGGAGAACAGGCAAGCUUCUCUUAAGCUUUGGAGGUCUCGCCUCAGCCGGGUCAUGUACUCCAUGGCCAACUGUCUGCUGCUGAUGAAGGAUUAUGUUCUGGCUGUGGAGACCUAUCACUCCAUCAUCCAGUAUGAGCCCCAGCAGAGAGUGCAGCUGCUCAGUGGCAUUGGACGCAUCUUCUUGCAGAUCGGAGACAUUAAGACGGCAGAGAGGUACUUCCAGGAUGUGCAGAAAGCCUGCCAGAUGAAAGGGAGCCAGCCCAGUCACACCACAUGCGUGCUGAUGAACAGAGCUUUUGUCUACCUCAGUCAGAACAACUAUGCUGAAGCACACGCAUCAUUCGUUGAAGUCUUGAAAAUUGACCCGAAAAACCCUGUUGCCAACAACAAUGCGGCGGUGUGCCUGCUGUAUCUGGGUCGUCUGAAGGAGUCCCUGGGCCAGCUGGAGGGCCUGGUGCAGCAGGAUCCUGCACUCUACCUCCACGAGAGCGUCCUCUUCAACCUGACCACUAUGUAUGAGCUGGAGUCGUCUCGCAGCAACCAGAAGAAGCAGGCUCUGCUGGAGGCCGUGGCCUGCCGGGAGGGGGACAGCUUCAACACGCAGUGCCUCAAACUGGUUUAAGAGGCGAGAGAAUGAACUCUAUUGCAUUCUCUUCCAGUGUGACAGGAAGUAAAACCCCAAGAGAGGACUCUGUAGAGGGGUAGAAAGCUCUUGUUCCUAUGAGAGUUUGGUGACAGAGAAGUGAACUUCUAGUACUCGGGUUGGUUUCUCGAGAGCAAGGUGAUACAAGAUCUUUCAGAACUGGUUUUAUUCUUACAAACUAAAUGUGGGAAGCCCAGGUUUGCAAUUCUCUACGUAUCCUGAAGGGUGACUCCGUAAUGAUUCACAGAUCUACGUACAGAAACAUCUCACACAUUAUGUUGGAUUGACACUGUAAAAAGGAAAUGGCCCUACAACAAUACCCCUACAAAAAUUGCUCGUGUAUGCAAGAGUUAAUUUUAUUUCACAGGUUUAAGGAAUAGUUUCAUGUUUUUGGAAAUUCACUUAUGUGCUCACUUGUUAGGAGUUUGGAGAGGAGGUCGAUGCGACUCUUGCGUCUAUACAGUCAACGCUGUAUACUAAAAGGAAGUUAGCUUAGCAUAUGAAGACUGGGAAUAGGGAAACAGCUAACCUGGCUCUGUCCAAAGUUUAAAAUAUAUAUAAAUAUCAUUUACUUUCAAGGAACCACUGUGCCUGCAUGACAACAUUACCAUUAACAAGCUCAUUUGCUAGCAUGUGUACGGCCAGCUGUGUGUUAUUGUCUUAUAGAGCAAGCUGGCUGUGGGUUUGUGAUAUUGUUUUAUUAUUUUUUUUAUGUUACAAUUGAUACAUUUCAGUAAACAAGAGAUACAUUGAAAAUUAGUUUUUUUUGUCUGUUGUCUCUCUACUACAUCGACCUACUUUCACUAAAUGAGACGUAAACAUGAAAGAAUUCUGCGGUAAUACAGUCGUGUUUUUGAAUAUAUGAUCAGCUGGAAGCUAUGUCUGCAUGAUUAUUCAUGAAGGACAUUUUGUUGGGAUGAUAGCUUGUUACCAGUAUACAGUUUGCUUCUCUCAUAGUCAUUUUUUCACUUGAACAUUUUGUAUUCAUUACAUUUGAGACACAGCAAUAAGUAACUAAUUUGUCAAAAGUAAAGACAACAGUAAGUGCACCAGGUUAAAAAGUUUAACCAGCAUUUUCUCUUGGCUGUAGUUUUUUUUUUUUUCAGGGACAGGUAUAUUAUGCACUUCUGCGCCAAAUAAAUUCUUACUGUACAAGCACCAGCUACCAAUAAUUAACCUACUGACACCGUUUGCUGUCCCCAUCUGUCACGUGACCCCCACCUUUCACAUUACGGUCCCAAUAGGAAACAGUCCAACGCAUAACCCUUUAAUAUUCCUACAGUCAAGCUGUUUCCCUCUGCUCCCAGUCUUUGUGUUAAGCUAACCAGCUACUGGCUCUAGCAUCAUAAUUAGUGUGCAGAUAUUUGUGGUACUUUCUCAUCUAAAUCUCCGUUAAGAAAACAAAUGAAAGUAUUUCCCAGAAGGUCGAACUAUUCCUCUAAAUUCUUUAUUUUUUAUGAAAGAAAUUCUAGUCGCACGUGAAAUAUCGAAUGAAGCACAGCGUCAUUGGAAGAGAGACCUUCAGUGUACUUUGCUCUGCAGGUUUGGUUUUAAGGGAGUUGCAGACUCAUCGUGUGAGACUUUGCACGGGCAUUAUCCUGAGCUUCAGUGUGUUUAAAGACUAAUAAACUACCACAGAGGUCCGAAGCUUGUUCCUCAGCAGACACCUGUAAUACUGGAUUAACAGUCGAACACCCCUCGGUUUCAACUGCCGAGUUUAUUAACUCAUGCAGUGAAAAUAAAAAAAAAAAGAAAAAGCCCGUCAGAUUGCAUCACAGUCUGUCCUCUAGACAAAAAAUGUUAAAUAUUGGGAACCCAAAAUUGUACAUAUCAGAGAAGCUGAUUUUUUUUUUCUGUUUAAAUGAUUGUAUCAAAAAAUAAUUAAAUCUUUUACUGAUUUGUCCUGGUGGAUCUUUAAUUAUCACAGUAUUCCUGCUGUGUUAAUCAUAUUUAUGUAUAUUAAAAAUGUUUGCUUUAUCCCAAUAAAGCUGUUCUUUUAAAUCAA